CGGCCAGAGGUGGUGGAUCAUCAAACAGCCAUCAGCCUUCCCCAGAAGAAAACCAAUCCAAUACAAUCAAUAUGCUCAAAUACGCCGUUGUUGUCCUCGCCAUCGUUUCCUGUGCUGCUGCCAAGCCAGGACUUCUGGGAGCACCUCUAGCCUACACGGCUCCUCUGGCCUACUCCGCACCUCUGGCUUACACUGGUCCUGCUGCCGUAGUAGCUGCUCCUGCCCCGGUUGUUACCGCCACCAGCAGUCAGGUGAUCGCCAGGAACUAUAAUGGAAUCGCAGCUGCUCCAGUUGUUGCCCCAGUGGCAGCUCCAAUGAUCGCCAAAUACGCCGCUGCUCCCCUGGCAGCUCCUCUGGCAACUCCAUUGGCUGCCUCAAUUGCAGCUCCAGUGAUUGCCAAGUAUGCGGCGGCUCCAGUGGCUGCUCCCCUGGCCUACUCUUCUCCAUUGACCUACAGUGCUCCCCUGAGUUAUGCUCCGGCCCCUGUUUUGAUCUAAGGAAUAAAUGCCUAUAACUGUGAUAAUAAAAACCGACAAAUAUAUACGAAAAAAAA
Molecule: messenger RNA, 553 nt
Organism: Drosophila bipectinata
Lineage: Eukaryota; Metazoa; Arthropoda; Insecta; Diptera; Drosophilidae
Product: cuticle protein 16.5-like
Source: RefSeq, a predicted model, not a curated record